Notothenia coriiceps (black rockcod) is the source of this 358-nucleotide messenger RNA. Its product is annotated as alpha-enolase-like. The record is from RefSeq and is a predicted model, not a curated record. NCBI's taxonomy places the organism in Eukaryota, Metazoa, Chordata, Actinopteri, Perciformes, Nototheniidae. Gene Ontology annotation, biological process: glycolytic process. Gene Ontology annotation, molecular function: magnesium ion binding; phosphopyruvate hydratase activity. Gene Ontology annotation, cellular component: phosphopyruvate hydratase complex. The transcript is spliced from 4 exons. Bases 98 to 343 code for a protein of 81 amino acids.
GCGUGCAGCGAAAUAAAAGAAGAAGAAGAAAGUACUUCUCUCUUCACUCAGCUGCGACUUCUCAACGUGUCUGCUUUUGACAUCAAGGUCCUACACCAUGUCUAUUGUCAAGAUCCACGCCAGAGAGAUCUUUGAUUCUCGUGGAAACCCCACGGUAGAGGUGGACCUUUACACUGACAAAGGCUUGUUUAGAGCAGCUGUACCAAGCGGUGCCUCGACUGGAAUCUACGAAGCUUUGGAGCUCAGGGACAAUGACAAGUCCCGCUACCUUGGGAAAGAUGUGCAAGGGUUAGUGAGUCAUGAUUGCCUGUUCCCUCUCAAUUUAAAUUUUUUUUCCAAUUGACCUUUGACCAGUGGU